CAUCAUUCUCGGUACGUUAUUUCCAGCUUAUGCAUACACACGUCUGAGAGGUGUAUCGGAUGAAGACUGGCCUGGCGCCAAAUAAAGAGCGGAAAUCCGAUUGGUCAAUCACCACGCGAGAGCACCAUGACUGGUUUUCUGACCUCGCUUCAGCUUACCAACUUUCGCAAGUUCAAAGACGAAACCUUCCAUCUGACAACCAGCCCCAAAGUCAUCAUGGGUCGGAAUGGUUCCGGCAAGACGCAGCUUCUCUGGGCUAUCGCUAUCUUCUUGCGCUCUUACAACACACGUGUCGCAACGUCCAACUGGCACAAGCAGAACAAGCCGACUUUGGCACUUGGUCCACUGUUCGGCGACCCAUUCUUUGAGUACGAAACCGACACGAGCUCGGCACUUAUCCGCCAAGGCGAAACCACAGCAACGCUGCUUGGCAACUUCAGCGACGGUCGUAAGGUCUCGUUUGUCAUCAACCCCGCGAAGAGUAAUCGGGCGAGAAUGAUUGAACAACCCGACACGGCGGAACAGCCCCCUCGCAAGGUCCGCUACGCGUUCGUGCAGCCAUCCUUCUUGUGGGGCGAACACCAAAGGCAGGAAGACACUGGCGACAAGCAUUUGCUCACAACCGGGCGACGGCACAUGCUAAGGCGCGUCGAAGAUCUCGUCAAGAAGGACGCAGCUGCUCUCGCUGCGAUCACAGGCAGCAUUCAACACAUCUUUGGUGUCGACGACCUCACAUUGGAGUUCAUUGACGAUCCCAACCGUCUCUUCGUCAAGGAGUCGGGCGUUCAACUCGACAUCGGCAUGUGCGCGGCGUCCCUGCAGAAGGUCGUGGCGAUCUAUGUCCUGUUCCACCUGCUUCGUGUAUCGACUGCCGGCGAAGCAGAGGGCAGACAGGACUGUGACGACAAUGAAGCCACCCAGCGCAUCUUGCUUAUCGACGAGCCAGAAGCCCUACUGUACGAUUGUGUCGCUGAGCGGCUUUUUCUUCGACUUCGGCAAGAUUGUCACGACGCCAAAAUCCAACUUGUUAUUACGACCAACUCGAAGGCACUUGCCAAGUCUGUCAACCAACAGGACAUUGUCAUGCUUGGGCCGGCUGGCCCGAUUCGCCUUGACGCUGCCUCGUUGACGGACUAUGUUGAGGAGCUUGCUCAAAUCACAUCGAUUGACCGUCCAGUGCUACUUCUUGAUGGCAAAAAUGACGUGGAAUUCUACAAGAAGUAUGUACCGAACCUCUCCAAGCAUUUCCAGCUCAUCAGCGGCGGCACAGACACGCGACAUCAGCUCCCCACCCUGACCAAGCUGCUGAUUGAGACCGUGAACCAGCCCCUUUUUAUUCUGAGAGAUAGCGAACUCCGGGCCUGUUGGCCCGAAUCGCUCCUGGCCUGGGGCGAGUACUGUUUGUCCAACGUUCAGAAGGAGGUGCGACCAAGGUGUCAAAUUUUCUUCACGAGUUUGCCUUGCAUUGAGUCCUACCUGUUCGUGCACUGUGCACUCACGGACAGCAGCUUUGCUGACGACCAGGCCGCCCAAGUGAAGCAGAAACUCUGUUCAUCAAAGUCAGUCACCCGUUUCAUCAACUACUUCACCGAGCAGAACUUUCAAGGCGCCAUCAACGAGCAUCAACGAGCGUCGAACGAGGAGCAGCCACACCCUGUUCUUGAGGCAUGCCGCAGGUGGGAAGCAGGCAAGACAUUUUUGACUGCGCCAGACUCGCCUCGAGACGCUCGCUACUGGCGGACGUACGUCAACUUGGUGGGCAGCCACGAAAUCUUUGGAAGCAAGGACACUCCCACUCUCAUGGCCAAACUUGCAGGCCCGCUCCACGAAGCUGUCCAAUGUGAGCUCGACGCACUGGCUGGUGAAAUGAUUGCGCGUCUGGUCGCGUGUCGAGCGAGCGCAUGAAACAAACACGCAAGGUCGCGCUCGUGUUUCCGCUUGUCGAUCCAAAGCGAGGUGGUUUGCCAUUGAAUACGAGAUUGGCGGGUGUGCGCUCGCUUGUCCCGUAUUGUGUGUUUCCGGCAGCAUCCUUUUCCGUGUUCUUCAAUAAAUUUGGGAAAAGAUUUUUGUUUCUCCUUCGACCCGAGCCUGACGAGCCUGAGUAAAAAUCGUCGCUCUCGCCACCCCACCAAUCGCGUCCAGUGCUUGACCUCCUCUUGCUGCAGUUACUCGUCUUGCACGUAGUGCGGGCCUCAGAGUGCGAUGCGCCGCAUUUGUCUUGUUCUGGCCAGCUCUGCAGCAAAUUUGUUGACGUUUUUCGCCUUUUGCCUCAUGCUUAUCCGCAUCCAUGUGACUUUUCUCG
This is a messenger RNA of Capsaspora owczarzaki ATCC 30864, 2302 nucleotides long. RefSeq lists its product as hypothetical. Gene Ontology annotation, molecular function: ATP hydrolysis activity. The coding region runs from base 127 to 1905 and encodes 592 amino acids. NCBI's taxonomy places the organism in Eukaryota, Filasterea, Ministeriida, Capsasporidae. The transcript is spliced from 2 exons. The record is from RefSeq and is a predicted model, not a curated record.